AUGCACCGACCGCAUCCCCUCCGACAGUCACAAACGUUUGACUAUUCGGUUGCCCGCCAACCUUCAACAGCGUCUUCGUCCGCCUCGUCCGGCUACUCCAACGCAUCGUCUGGCUACUCCAACGUCUCCGACCAGAGCUCGGCCGCCAGUAGCAUGACAUCGUAUUCUGGCGGGUACUCGUCGCUGGGACACAAGCGUGGUCAGAGCGAGGCUGCCCGACUCUCGACCUCUUUCUCCAACCUCCACGUCUCGUCGCCUCCCAAGGCACAUGGCGAGAACAUAUAUGGCAACGCGCGGCGGUCACUGCGCCCGCUGCCUCAAGCGCCCGCAGCCUCCGUCACCUCCCCGCCGACAUCGCCAGUGAAGAGCCUCUCGCGCCAUGAUCGCGGACAGAGCGUCGACAUCGGCUCCCUCUCCAGCGGCAACCGCAGCAGCAACAUCGAAAAUGACCGGCUUGGCAGCAACCGUCCACAAGCUCCGCUUUCCGCCAUACGUCCCAACUCCAUGCUCCUCACGCGGUCCGACUCGAUCAAUCGAGGUGGAAGUGCCGCUGUCGCUCAUGCUAGCAUGCCCGCAACUCUCCAUCAUGCACACACGGCACCCAUCACCGCACCCGACUUCCAGACUCUGGGCAAGUCGUCGACAAAUCAGCUGCGAACCCUCUCAAAGCUGGCACAGUCUGGCUCCGCUGAUGACUUUGCUCUCGCCGCAACGUCAGAGGAAGUCGUGGGUCUUCGCGGCCGGCGACGGCUGCAGAACGCCGCACCCGCCAAGUCCGGAGGCCGCGGCGGUGGUGAUUGGAAUUGGAUGGAGAAGCAACGGCAAUUUCUCCAGGCCUACGAGUAUCUCUGCCACAUCGGCGAGGCCAAGGAGUGGAUCGAGGAUGUCAUCCACCGCACCAUCCCACCCAUUGUUGAGCUUGAAGAGGCGCUGCGAGACGGUGUCACACUCGCCGAAGUUGUGGCUGCUCUGAACCCCGACAGGCCGUUCCGUAUCAUUCGGCACCAGAAACUCCAGUAUCUGUACUCGGACAACAUUGCCAACUUCUUCCGCUACCUCGACGAGGUCGAGCUGCCCGACCUGUUCCGCUUCGAGAUGAUCGACCUGUACGAGAAGAAGAACAUCCCCAAGGUCAUCUACUGCAUUCACGCCCUGAGUUGGCUGCUCUUCCGCAAGGGCAUUGUUGACUUCCGCAUCGGCAACCUCAUUGGCCAGCUCGAAUUCGAGCACCACGAACUCGAAGCAGUGCAAAAGGGUCUCGAUAAGUUGGGUGCCAACAUGCCCAGUUUCGGUAACAUCGGCGCCGACUUUGAUGUAGAGCCUGAGCCCGUCGAAACGGAAGAGGAGCGCAUCGACCGCGAGCUGGCCGAGAACGAGGCCUCGAUCGUGGACCUGCAAGCACAAGCACGCGGCGCUCUCGUGCGCAUGCGGCUAGGCCAAUCCAUGCAGCAGCUCUGGGACGACGAGAACUGGCUGAUCGACCUCCAGGCUCGUAUUCGCGGUGACUUUGCCAGACAAAUUAUCGAAUACCGAAUGCAGAUGCGGCGCUUCGCCAUCGACCUGCAAAGCGCUGCACGCGGAUUCCUUGUCCGCCAGCGGCAGCAUGAGAAAGAGUACUACUUGGAGAGCAUGGAAGGUCAUGUCCUCGAGCUUCAGAGCCUCAUUCGGGCCAACAAGGUCCGCAACCAGGUACGAGACAUUCGUUCUCAGCUACAGCACGCUUCAGGGCCCGUGCGAGGCAUUCAGGCGGUCUUCCGGGGAUACUUGGCGCGCAGAGAGAUGCUUUCUCAGAAGCAGGAUGCAAAGCAUGCGGCCGGUUCGGCCACAGCUCUGCAGGCUGCCAUUCGUGGCAUGCUGCUGAGAAGGCGCCUGGAGGACGAGCAGGCGGCGCUCUUUGCUGAGAGUCACGCAGUAGCCGACCUCCAGGCCGCCGCAAGGGCAAUGCUAACGAGACACCAGAUUCACCUGCAGAAAGAGGCACUUGCACGCUUUGCACCUCAGUGGGAGCACUUGCAGGCUGUGUUACGAGGCAACGCCGCCCGGCAGUCCGUCACUGCCCUGACAGCCGAGUUGCGCCAGCAUGUGCCCCAGAUCGAGGCGCUGCAGGCCUGUGUCCGGGCCGCUGCUGUUCGACGCAACAUCACCGAUACCCUCGACGGCCUUCAAGAGUGCGAGCCCGAGCUCAUUGCACUGCAGUCCCAUGCCCGCGGCAUGCUCGAGCGCUUCCGGGUCGCGGGCGAUCUGAACGCACUCUCUGCCCAGGAACGCCAAAUCACGCGGCUGCAAGCAAAUGCGCGGGCCUUCAUCUUCCGUCAAAAGCACUCUGCUUUCUUGGACGAGCUGCACUCCACCGAACCCGAAAUUGUCCAGCUGCAGGCUCUCGCCCGGGCCAUGUUGCUGCGCAGCGAGAUCGGCGAGCUCCUCAACCAGCUUGAUGAGCAGGAGGAGUCGAUCGUUGCCCUGCAAGCUGCCGCCAAGGCCUUUAUCGUCCGCUGCCGGUUUGCCGAGAAGAAGCGCUUCUUCAACGAGAAUAUGCAACGCGUUGUCAAGAUCCAAAGCUUUGUCCGCGCCAAGAUGCAGGGCGAAGCAUACAAGAGCCUCACCACUGGCAAGAACCCUCCGGUCAACGCCGUGAAGAACUUUGUUCAUCUGCUAAACGACAGCGACUUUGACUUCAACGAGGAGGUUGAGUUUGAGCGGAUGCGCAAGACCGUUGUGCAGCAGGUUCGCCAAAACGAGACGAUGGAGCAGUACAUUGACCAACUCGACAUCAAGAUUGCACUUCUCGUCAAGAACAAGAUUACCCUCGACGAGGUUGUGCGGCACCAGAGCAACUUUGGUGGUCACACCGGAAACAUCCUUGCCAGCACGCCGAUGACGUCCGCCAACCAGUUCGACCUGAAGGCGUUGAACAAGAGUUCUCGCAAGAAGCUGGAAUCGUACCAGCAGCUCUUCUUCAACCUGCAGACGCAGCCCCAGUACCUGGCGCGCCUGUUCCGUCGCAUUCGCAUGCAGGGCAUGUCCGAAAAGGAGGGGCGGCGGAUUGAGCUUCUGAUCAUGAGCCUGUUUGGCUAUGCGCAGAAGCGGAGAGAGGAGUACUAUUUGCUCAAGCUGAUCGCCCGGUCGAUCAGUGAAGAAAUCGACGGUUCGUCUUCCAUCCAGGAGUACGUCCGUGGCAACUACUACUGGCAGAAGCUUCUCACCAACUACACACGAUCACCCCGCGACCGCAAAUACCUGCGCGACCUCUUGGGUCCCAUGAUCCGCGACAACAUUAUCGAAGACCCGGCACUCGACCUGGAGAGCGACCCCUUGCAAAUCUACCGGUCGGCCAUCAACAACGAAGAGCUCCGGACAGGCCAGCCCAGCCACCGGCCGCGCGACGUCCCACGUGAACACGCCAUCAAGGACCCCGAGACCCAGGAGCUGUUUAUCGACCACCUCCGCGACUUGCGCGAGAUCUCCGAUCAGUUCCUGCUGUCCCUCGAGGACCUCCUGCCGCGCCUACCAUAUGGUAUUCGUUUCAUCUGCCGGCAGAUGUUCGAUUCGCUUUGCCAGCACUUCCAGCGCGAUCCCCCACAGUACCACCUCCAGCUCGUGGGCAACUGGCUCUGGCGCUUCUACCUGCAGCCGGCAGUCACGUCACCGGAGAACGUCGGUGUUAUCGACAAGAAUCUCAGCCCGCUCCAGAAGCGCAACCUGGGCGAAGUGGCCAAGGUCCUUGGCCAGAUUGCCAGCGGCCGGCCAUUUGGUGGCGACAACAUUCACCUGCUGCCGCUGAAUGCAUUCAUCUCCGACUCGGUUGCUCGCCUGGGCCGCAUCAUGGAGGCACUUGUGUCGGUGCCGGACGCCGAGAGCACUUUCGACAUUGACGAGUUCAACGACCUGUACGCCAAGAACAAGCCGACGCUAUACAUCAAGAUGACGGACAUCUUUGCCAUCCACCAAUUGGUGGUGUCGGAGCUGCCCGCGAUUUGCCCAAAUCGCGACGACAUGCUGCGCGAGAUUGUACAGGAACUCGGCAGUGCGAAGAACAACGAGAGCGAGAUGACGGCGGCCGGCUCAUCAGACAUUCAAAUGUACCUGACACCCAAGCUGCAUGAUGUGGAAGACCCCGAGGCGGAGGUCAAGGCCCUGUUCAUGGAGACGAAGCGAUGCAUUCUGUAUAUUAUCCGUGUGCAGACUGGCGUGAAUCUCCUGGACGUGUUGGUGAAGCCGAUUCACCCACAGGACGAGCAGAAAUGGCAGUCGCUGCUGCGGGAGGACUUUGCGGUGGGCAGCAACACGCGCGGCGCGUACUCGGACGCCAACAUGGUGGACGUGACCCGCAUGUCCUACUACGACCUCAAGCGCACGGCACUGGAGAACGUGCUGCGUCUGGAGCAGCUGGGACGGAUAUCCAAGCACAACCACUACCAGGACGUGCUGAAUGCAAUUGCGCUGGACAUCCGCACCAAGAGCCGGCGGCGCGUGCAACGGCAGCGCGAGUUGGAAGGCGUGCGUCUUACGCUGGGCAACCUGCACGAAAAGGCCAAGUACCUGGAGCAGAAGCGCAAGAGCUACGACGACUACAUUGAGCAGGCAAUGGCUACGCUGCAAAACAAGAAGGGGUUCCUCCUGCCAUUCACGAAGCAGUACAACCAUCAGCGCGAGUUGGAGCGCAGCGGACGGGUGCCCAAGUUUGGGUCAUACAAGUACAGCGUGCGGGCACUGGCCGAGAAGGGCGUCGUGGUGUCCUGGACGGGUGUUAUGGACCGCGACUACGACAAGAUCAACCUGACCAUUUCCUGCGACGAGGUCGGCGUGUUCUCCAUCGAGGGCUCGCGUGGCCACAUCCAGAUUCCCGGUGCUAGCGCGCUCGUGUCGAUUGAGGAUCUGCUGCAGGCGCAGUUCGAGGCGCACCAGUUCAUGAACGUCUUCGAGGGCAACCUGCGGCUCAACGUCAACCUACUGCUGCACCUCCUGUACAAGAAGUUUUAUCGAACAGAGUAG
Messenger RNA from Sporothrix schenckii 1099-18, 4992 nucleotides. RefSeq names its product IQ motif containing GTPase activating protein. The record is from RefSeq and is a predicted model, not a curated record. Gene Ontology annotation, cellular component: cell cortex. The transcript is spliced from 2 exons. The coding region runs from base 1 to 4992 and encodes 1663 amino acids. NCBI's taxonomy places the organism in Eukaryota, Fungi, Ascomycota, Sordariomycetes, Ophiostomatales, Ophiostomataceae. Gene Ontology annotation, biological process: regulation of GTPase activity; regulation of actin cytoskeleton organization. Gene Ontology annotation, molecular function: GTPase activator activity; protein binding.